This is a messenger RNA of Aethina tumida (small hive beetle), 6061 nucleotides long. It is a transcript of the gene pps, whose product is annotated as death-inducer obliterator 1. Gene Ontology annotation, molecular function: protein binding. Gene Ontology annotation, biological process: DNA-templated transcription. NCBI's taxonomy places the organism in Eukaryota, Metazoa, Arthropoda, Insecta, Coleoptera, Nitidulidae. Gene Ontology annotation, cellular component: nucleus. Bases 168 to 5645 code for a protein of 1825 amino acids. The transcript has 17 exons. The record is from RefSeq and is a predicted model, not a curated record.
GUGCCAUCAUCUAAUUCACAAAAUGGACGCUGAAGCAUUAUUCAAGAAAAUGCCUUGUAAAUAAUAAUAGAUACAUUGCCUGUGAUGUUCGACAGAGUUUUUAUUAAAUUUACUUGUUAUAGAACAUGUGAAUGCGCCAGUGAAGUGUGAAAACAUCAGAUCUACCAAUGGCUAACAGUGUUGUUAAAGUAACUGAUGAUGCCCUCAAUGACAGUCUAUUUCUGUUAGUAGGAGAGGAUGGAACAGUUACUCCUGACAGAAAGAGUGUGGAAUCCUUCCUAAACUCCAAGACAGGUUCAACAAAUAUCCAGAUCAUGCAUAUAAAUAAAAAUGAUGGGAAUGCUAUUGAUGUAUCGAUAGAUAACUUGACAUAUAUGCCUGAUGCAGAUAUUAAUGAAGUUCCUCAACAAGCACCACCACCACCAAAACCACUUAACUUAGAAGAAAUUGCCAGAAAUUUACAUAAUUUCAGGUUGGAUCAUGAUUACACCCCAUAUGUAUCUGCAAAAGUAGUAGAUAAAAAGAAUGAAGAAGAUGAACUAGCAAAAACACUGAGUAUCCUGGAUGGAGGAGAAGAAUUGCCUCCCAAAACACCAGCACCACAGACUGUUCAAGAACCAGUUUCAGCCUCAAAAGUUCCUUCAAGUUUGCAUUCUGUUAAAGUAAAAAUUGAACCACAAGAUUCACCUAAAGCAUCUGACCUUUUGUCAGGGAAAUGUGAUACACCAAAACAAGGAAGUAGUGCUUCAAAUGAGGAAACUCCAAAAAUUAGACAAAGAGCAAAAAGCCUUUCUGUGGCAAAAUCUCAUAAAUCAAUAACAAAACAUUUGAAAAUCAAACAAGAAAAGCUUAGUGAUGACGAAAAUUAUGGAUCAGAAGAUGAUUUUGAUAUUGAUUUUAAUGAUGACGACAAUGAUUCCGAUUUUGAACUAGAAGACGAUUACAAACCUAAAUUAAAAAGAGGUGGUAGAAGGGUGAAAUCAGAAUCCAAGCCACCAAAAUCACCAAAACUUUUAAUACCCAAGAAAGAACUGAAAUUAGAAAUUAAAGAUAAGUCUGAAAUUAAAUUAGAAAAAGUUGAAAGUACCAAAGAUAAGGCUUUGGAACAAAAAGCUCCAGAGACACCUACAGACAAAAAAACGAUAAUAAAGAAAGAAAAGAAAACUCCAAAGCCUAUUCCCGAUGAUUUUGCCCUGUUCUCAACACCAGACAUUAUUCGGAGAGUGGGAGGAAAGGAACCACAAACACCAACAGAACCAUCACCUACAAAACCAGCUAAAAUUGUAUCAGAGAGAAGUAGAAAUAGUUCAGAGUCAUCACAUUCACCCACGAAACAAGAGAGACUUAGUGUUGAUGGUAAAAUUGGUGGAGAAGCAAAAGGAACUAAAAAUGUUGACAAAAGUAAAGAUCGUCGUCCAAGUUUGGAUAAAUCUAAAAGAACGAGUAUUGAUGAGAAAACUAAAAUAGAACCAAAAGCACUGGAAGUGAAAAAAGUUGAAACUAGGACUAAAUCUACUGAACAAAUGGAUUUAGACUCAAUCGCAAAUUCCAUGUUAAUGAAUGACCAAACUGAUGCAAGUGCCCCAAUUGGUGACUUUAAUCAAACUGAUGAUAAUUUAAAUUUAGAUGGAACAGGUUUAAUAGACCAAACAUUGCUGGACAACUUGAAUAAUGACUUGAUCCCUGAAGAUAUCUUGUAUCAGGUAGCCAAGUCCCUUGUGGACAAUACUGAACUUCAAAAUGUUAUUGAUAAAGGAAUAAAUGAAGGAAAUUUGGUUCUUGAUCCUACAAUGCAAGAGCAAAUGACAAUAGAUCCAAACAUUGUUCAAAACAAUACUGCUCCACUUCAGGAUAUAAACGGUGAUGCCUCUCAAAAGGGAACACAAAUAGUCCGACCAGACGGAAGAAUUGUCACAAUCCCGCCAAUUGAACGUCCUGCAACAAGAAGUAGAAACAAGAAGAAAGAUGAAGAAAAACCUUCUCCAUUUAAACCGAUUCACAAGCCGCUGGACGAUGAACACGUGUCCGGCAACGAACUGGACAGUUCCGGCGAGGAAGAGGAAUCGGAAGAUGACCCGAACAAAUUGUGGUGCAUAUGCAAUCAACCCCACAACAACCGGUUCAUGAUAUGCUGCGACACAUGCGAAGAAUGGUACCACGGCAAGUGCGUGAACAUCACCAAGGCAAUGGGCCAGCAGAUGGAGUCCGAGGGCAAAGAAUGGAUCUGUUUGUUUUGCAAAGAUCCUUCAUUAAGGCGACCGCAGGCGGCAGCUCGGAGGGUGCGAAAGGCUUCAAGGAAUUCGAGGGCCUCGACGGACAGCGUGGAAAGUAGCAAGAAGUCGGAGAGUACUCCCUCGGGUUCUUCGGUGCCUUGUGUAGUCUGUCAGAAACCGGCCAGGAAGAACUCCAUCUUCUGCAGUGAAGCGUGCAUAUUGGUUCAAGCUAACAAUGUAGAAAGGGCGGUCGUUUAUGAUCGGGCCACUGGACAUAUGUUGACAGGCAAUAAGGCGCCCAGUGCUGCCAACUUAGACCAGUGGUUAAAGGAUCACCCCACUUUUGAAGCUGUUAGGUCGGGUGGAAAAGUGGUGACAGCUAAGGCCGCAAAUAUGACCCAGUCCAAGUUGAAGCUUGUUAGAAACACCGACUCCGAAGGUGUUUCAUUGGCAAUCCAGAAUAAAGGAGUCAAUGUUGGCGUAUUAAAACACGCACCUAAACAUGCUUUACAGGUGAAAACGCCUACAAAAGCCCCUCAGUUUAAAAUCAUCAGCAAACAGGUGUCAGCUAGUCAGCUGAAAACUACUAAGCUCAUUAAUCCUACCUCCAAAAUAGUAACAAUUACUACCAAUGUAACCAAUGCUACCAACGCUACCGUUGCGACAACCCCCACAACAACACCAGUGAAAACUAAGGUUGUACAAACAACCCUUAGGACUCCUUCAAAAUCACCGCAACAACAAGUUAAGGAAAAUAAGCCUGUACCUUUGAAGACGCCAAAGUCCCGGCAACAGGAACAAGGAGCCACGCCAUCAGCGGCUAAGCAACCGGAAAACAUACGGGAAAAUGUUAAAAAGACCUUGUUCGAACAGCUCACAAAUCGACUAAAAAUGGUGGAAGACAUCAAAUUAACUGAAGAUGAGGUUCGUGCCAUUUCCUCGGAAAUCGAGUCGCAAUUGUACAAGUGCUUUGGUGAUACUGGAAUGAAGUACAGGAACAAAUACAGAAGUUUGAUUUUUAAUAUUAAAGACGUGAAAAAUCAAACUUUAUGGAGACGGAUAUGCGAAAAAUCAAUUAACCCGUACGAAUUGGUUCGAUUAUCUUCUGACGAUCUUGCAAGUCAGGAACUAGCCAUGUGGCGUGAAAGGGAGGCCAAACAUCAACUCGAUAUGAUUAAAAAAUCUGAAUUGGAGUUACUUAAUUCUAGCAGACAAUAUGUAUUAAAAACUCAUAAAGGUGAACAAGUUUUGGAAGACGAACGACGAGACGAAAAGAUAGACAACACUGAAGUAAUCAAAAGUCUUACUGAAGGUUCCGGUUUAGAAGAAGGCGAAUCUAAAUCUGAGAAAGAUAAGGAUAAGGAAAAAAGAAGCAGUUCCAAACACAGUCAUAAAGAUAAAGAGCGAAAAUCGAGUCGAGAUAAAGACAAAGAUAAAGAUAAAGAUAAAGACAAGGACAAAGACAAAGAUCAUCACCGAAAACGAUCUACAAGUCGUGACAAGGAUAAGAGUGGGAAACGUAGCAGAAGUAAGGACCACACCUCUCGGAAGGACAAGAAAAGGUCCAGGAGCAGGGAACGGGAGAGGGAAAGGGACAGAGAUAAACACCGAAAGUCGCACAAAAGUUCCAAACACAAGAAAGAUGUUCCGAUUGAAACUUCAAAACUUGAUCCAAAGUCAAAGGAGAUAUUGGAUAAGUUGGUUGUUAACAAAAUUGUUCCACCGUUGGAGGACAGACUUUGGAAGCACGUGCCUCAAGAAGAUAUUGUGCCUGCCGCUGAAAGUGACAGUGACCAUGAGCCAUCAUCAACAGUUACAAUACCCACACCACCCAGGAAUGCUGAUCCGGAUGAAAGCAACACGUCUUCCACUGAUAAAUCAGUUGCGGAGAAGGGUAAGAACUCGACGGAAGUGCGGAGUACUUCACCUCCAGCCAAACAGGCCUCGUCAGAAAUUUGGCGUGGUACAAUCAGUAUGAUUGACGUGGCACAAAUAUCAAUCACCGCUCAUGAAGUAUCAGGUGAUUGUCAUGGUCUUGGAAAAGAACUCUCAUCACACCUAGACAUUGUCGGAAGAAUAUCGCCGGAAACCGUUUGGGAUUACAUAAGCAAAAUGAAGUGCUCAAACAGUAAAAUGAUCUCACUGGUUAGGCUUACGGCUACCAACGUAGAAGAAAAAAUGCCAUAUUUGGCCUUGUAUAGCUAUCUCAGCAGUCGGACUCGAUUGGGGGUGGUGAAAAGUACAAACAAGGCUGUUAAGGAUUUUUAUAUUUUACCUCUUGCCCCGCAGACACCCAUUCCACAAGCUCUUCUUCCUCUUAAUGGACCAGGCUUUGAAGAGUCACGGCCAGCCCUGUUACUUGGCAUCAUUGUCCGGGACAAGCGGAAACGGCCGUACACUGAGGCGCCUGUCAAUCCUUUACCAGUUUUGAAACGAACUCGGGUAGAGACGCCUCCAAUAACGCCGGGAUUAGGUGCGCCUGCUGUUGCACCAGCACCCUCUAGAAGUUACACGCCACCACCAGUUAAGGAUCCCAGAUUGAGCAAAUUACCAUUGCCGGUUGUGCCAUCUCCAACUAAUGAAGAAGACGAGCCGUAUAGUCCGGAAGAUUCAGAUCCUGAUUCAACUCUGCCCCCCAUGGACCCAACUGUGCCUCCACCGCCCCUGCCUUCAAAUAUUUUAGAGUCCAAGAUUACGCCUCCAUCUUUAUAUAAGUACACGGUCGCACCGAAGGCGAGUCUUCCGAUCGCCUCACCAACGCCGUCGACAGUGAUACCAGGAUUGAUGUCUCCUCCAGCUAGCCUACCGAGUUCGGCCCACGACAUUCAACGUCAAAUGGAGGAAAUCAACAAGAAGAUUGAGAUGCAAAAGUCUGAGAUCAACAGUAUAUCAAAGAAUAUUGUGACCGCGUCGAAAACCAGCGAGUUAGGGACGUCGGCUCUAGCUAACAUCGCACUGCCCAGCAACCUGCAACAGAUACUGGACAGUAUUAAGACGAUUGAAGCGGCGUCAACAACAGAUGGUUCCGAUAUGUCGGUUAACGACACAUCCGAGGUGUCAGGAUCAUCAGACUUAACGAUUCCCUUAAUAUUGCCCAAAUCAUUCCCAAAACGGUUGCAAACCCCUCCACAAACUUCCAACAUGGACUUAUCCACCAAUACGAUACCUUUGGUGUUGCCCAACAAACCCAAAAUUAAACCUGCAACAGUGAAUUCGCCGGUCGCGGAUACGGAAAGAUCUAGCAGUCUGUUGAGUACAUUGUCUGAAGAAGAUCUAAUUAGAAAAGCUGCAGAGAUGCUAGCGGAAACGAAUGAUGUUAAGAAGCGCAAUCCCGUAACUAGUGCACCGGUUCCUCCUCCACCAACAAAGAAGUUUAAGUUAGAACUUAAUUUACCCCCCGUUCCUGGUUUAGACGAUGAUGAAGUAAUAUAGUGGACUUUUAAAUGGCCUACAGAGUAUAGUGUUUAUGAAUGGUGUAAGCAUUGCUUUUUGUUGUGUUAACACUCGUGAAAUAUCAAUAUCCAAUUUUAGUUAACAAGGGAUUAAAAAAUGUUACAGUACACAAAAUCUAAUAUUAAUAUUUUUAGUAAUUUCUUUAUUAUAAAUUAUAUACUUAUACUAUUUGUAAAUAUUAUUGUAUAGUGAAAUUUUUUAUGUACAAAGUUAUUUUGUAAGUUUCAUUGAAUACUAGUUAAUAAAUAGAAUGUAUUUAAUCUAUUAGUUAUAUAAUAGGCUUGUAAAUAUAUAGGUAGAAAUUUCAUUCAUUUCAAAUUGAUCUUCUAUAAUCAUUUCUAUUGAAUUUUGUUUCUAUUGACAAUUAGUUGCGAUACAAUUUUUAUUUUUUACAA